This is a messenger RNA of Diospyros lotus (date-plum), 2221 nucleotides long. Its product is annotated as F-box/kelch-repeat protein At1g55270. Gene Ontology annotation, molecular function: protein binding. Bases 301 to 1617 code for a protein of 438 amino acids. NCBI's taxonomy places the organism in Eukaryota, Viridiplantae, Streptophyta, Magnoliopsida, Ericales, Ebenaceae. The record is from RefSeq and is a predicted model, not a curated record. The transcript has 2 exons.
AAGACGACGAUGGGUCCAGCUGUAAUCUCCGGUUAAUAUACCCCAUGAGAGAGAGAGAGAAAGAGCCUGACGUUUUGAAGCUGUUGCUGUAGCUUUAAUUUGGGAGCUUCGGUCGCUUCCUGUUUUGUUGCAUUUUGCAGGGUCAGAAGAAGUAGAGGGAGAAGUAAAAAGUUCUAUAUUAUUAUUAUUAUUAUUAUAUGUGCGAGAUUGAGACUGAAGGUUGUAGAGUUUUCGAUCUGGGUCUCUGAAGCAAAUCCAACGCGGAUUCUGGGUUGCCCCCAGAAAUUCGUGUAGCUAGAGAUGGACCAAACCACCAUUGAGCGUUCUCCAAAUGGGCGGAGGGGUUUUCGAGUUCAAGCUCCGCUGGUUGAUUCUGUAUCAUGCUAUUGUAAAGUCGAUUCAGGCUUGAAAACAGUUGCUGGGGCUAGAAAAUUUGUUCCAGGAUCUAAAUUAUGCAUUCAACCUGAUAUUAAUCCUCAUGCGCACAAGACAAAAAGCUCACGCAGGGAAAGGGCAAGAUUUCAGCCACCUCUCAUACCAGGCCUUCCUGAUGAUCUUGCUAUUGCUUGUCUAAUUCGAGUCCCCCGUGUUGAACAUAAUAAACUUCGCCUGGUUUGCAAGAGAUGGUAUCGCCUUUUGGCUGGAAACUUCUUUUAUUCUCUUAGGAAAAGUCUUGGAAUGGCGGAAGAGUGGGUUUAUGUCAUUAAAAGAGACCGUGAUGGGAGGAUUUCAUGGCAUGCUUUCGACCCCACCUACCAGAUCUGGCAGCCACUUCCACCUGUUCCCAGUGAAUAUAGUGAAGCCCUUGGGUUUGGUUGUGCUGUUCUGAGUGGUUGCCAUCUGUACUUAUUUGGGGGGAAAAAUCCACUGAAUGGAUCUAUGAGGCGUGUCAUUGUCUAUAGUGCUCGAACAAAUAAAUGGCAUAGAGCACCAGACAUGCUACGGAAACGUCACUUUUUUGGUUCAUGUGUCAUAAAUAAUUGCCUUUAUGUGGCUGGUGGAGAAUGCGAGGGAAUCCAGAGAACUCUCAGGUCUGCUGAAGUUUAUGACCCCAACAGGAACCGCUGGAGUUUCAUAGCUGAUAUGAGCACAGCUAUGGUCCCUUUUAUUGGAGUUGUUUAUGAUGGAAAAUGGUUCCUAAAAGGACUUGGGUCCCACAGACAGGUCCUGAGUGAAUCCUAUGCACCUGAAAAUAAUUCUUGGACUCCAAUCAGUGAUGGUAUGGUUGCUGGUUGGCGCAACCCUAGUAUUUCUAUGAAUGGGAGGCUAUAUGCUUUGGAUUGCCGUGAUGGCUGCAAACUGAGGGUUUAUGACGAAUCCACAAAUUCUUGGAACAGAUUCAUAGAUAGCAAACUCCAUCUAGGGAGCUCUCGUGCAUUAGAGGCUGCUGCUCUUGUUCCCCUUAAUGGAAAGCUUUGCAUCAUUCGUAACAAUAUGAGCAUCAGCAUGGUUGAUGUCUCUAGUCCUGAUAAACAAGUGGAGAGUAACCCUCACCUUUGGGAAAAUAUUGCUGGAAAAGGUCACAUCAGAACCCUUUUCACAAAUUUAUGGUCAAGUAUAGCCGGACGAAGUGGAUUGAAAAGUCAUAUUGUGCACUGUCAGGUGCUUCAAGCAUGAUGUUCUGCACUCCAUAGUCUUCACCUGUUAUGGCCGUGUUGGUACAAUGACAAGUUACUGAAGUUAUUGAUGCUUUGUUUGCCAACCAAGAUGUCACAUUUAAACUCUUGCUGUUCUGUUCUUUUCGACUCUGUUGUGAAGAUGGAUCAGCGACAAUGUGCUGCAAGUGUGGAGUUACUUCUCACUUCAGGAAAAAAAAUUUUGUUCCAGAGAAUUGGAAAUGGAGAUCAUAUUGGCAGUGUAUUAUAUAAAACUGAGGCAGAAAAGGGACUUAAGCAGAUUGUUCAUUAGGAGCCUUGCAUAAAAAUGGAUUGUUCAUUGGGAGCCUGGCAUAAAUGUACUUGGAACUGAUGCUAUUUCCUCAUUCAGAUGGUACACAUGCAUUUACAAGGUGAAGGUAAUUUAGGGUUCAAUUUGGCAAUAGAUUUUUGAGCUCAUUUCUUUACAUUCAUGGCAAGAGGGCGGAUAGUUUUCAAACCUCUAAAUCUUUCUCAUUUGGAGCUGGGGCUGUUUAUUCGUUUGCGGAACCUUGUCUUUUUAGUAUGUAUUCUAGAGGUGCUUUGUGAAUAUGCAUAGUUUAUAAUAUAAGUAACAUUAAGGUCAA